UACCUACACGAGGAGUUUAGUUCAAGAAACGAAGACGCCAAAGAAAAGACCCCGUUUUUCUGUCCCCCGUUGGCGGACUCGUCAUCUUUGAUGCGAUCGGAACAACAUACUGAAGCUACCUCAUCAUCACCGAAGCCAUUACCCGACGUGAUUCCUCGAGACGACAACAAAGCAAUUGUCCCGGACCUGCAGGUGGAUUUGAACGAAAACCCACGCAAGCCUUCUUUUAUGCAGAAGGAACCGGAAGAUCCAGACUCAUUGUCGUGCGAGAGUGAAUUUGCAGAUUCCAAUGAGGACGUUGCGGAAGAUUCGACUCUUUUGCGGGAUUUGGUCCUUUUGAAAGACGACUCUGAGUACACCACGAGUGAUAGCAGGCCGCAAGAUCGUAUGGACCUUGGCAGUGCGUUGAACAAGUUAGAGAAGGACGAGGUCUGA
Molecule: messenger RNA, 435 nt
Organism: Gryllus bimaculatus (two-spotted cricket)
Lineage: Eukaryota; Metazoa; Arthropoda; Insecta; Orthoptera; Gryllidae
Source: the annotation of a GenBank genome assembly